Molecule: messenger RNA, 1751 nt
Organism: Fusarium redolens
Lineage: Eukaryota; Fungi; Ascomycota; Sordariomycetes; Hypocreales; Nectriaceae
Exons: 4
Coding region: 251-1660 (469 amino acids)
Biological process (GO): regulation of DNA-templated transcription
Molecular function (GO): DNA-binding transcription factor activity, RNA polymerase II-specific; zinc ion binding
Source: RefSeq, a predicted model, not a curated record
UUGCCAAGAACCGUUUUCCUCCAAACUGUACUUGCUGACGAAGUUGAAAUUCAGCUCGCCCUAAAUCUCAGCAUAUGAUUGGCUCAAAGCUUCCUCACGACAUUAGCGUCGCUCAAUUGUUUCCAAAAAGGGUAUCGCGACAUGCCAAGCUCAUCUCGCUCAAUUGAUACUAUUUUGAGUAUAAACCCAGCCUCUCCCCUUGUCGAGUCACCGUCCUUCACAUCACCACGCGACAAGGAAGGUUGUGAAAAUGCCGGUUGGACCAUUCGAUAGACGCAAGAAACGAUCGCGGUGCCUUGCAUGUGCUGCAAGCCAUCUCAAGUGUUCUGGAAGUGUUCCGUGCAGUAAUUGUCUGAGAAGGAGGGUUGAGUGUGCUUUUGAGAAGCAGAAGGCCAAGCAGAUUUGGAUCAAUCAGGAUGAGUCUGGCAAAAAGAUGGUUACUAGGGUUUCAGCUGGUACCUGCAAAAGCCAGUCUCCCCGGCUGGAUAUGAACCCUACAGGUGAUCAGAUCUACUAUCUUUCUCACUAUUUUGACACGUUUUCGAGGCGGAACAACUGCAAUCCCAAGACGGACAUCUUCACUGAUGUUAUAAGCUUGAUGAAAGAUCAAGCGUUGGGGACAUUCCUUCACGAUGCUGUUCUUUCACUUGGCGCUAUGCAAGCAGUCAAGCUCAAUGCAUCAGAAGGCAUAGAGUCAAGCAAGACUUACAACUUGGCUGUGCACCACUACUCAAAGUCUGUGUUCGGCUUGAGACAGGCUCUUGAGAAGUUUGAUCAAGAACCCAGCGCCCGGCAUCGCAUUUUAUGGACUACCCACCUACUUGGUCUUUUUGAACUUAUGACCGAUGCAACUGGAGAAGGAUGGAUACAGCAUCUCGUCCACGGCACUUCCAAAGCCCUUGUUGCUGCUGGCCCAAAAUCAUGCCUAUCAGGUCAUGGACAACGCUUCUUCACCGAAAUACGAAUCUUUGAAGUCUGUCGAGCUAUAAUAUUUAACGAGUCUACGUUCCUCGCAAAAUCAGACUGGAGGUGUCUCACACAGCAGAUGCGGGCCAAGGAGCAAGGCAACAGUGAUCCUUUGGAUGAACUCUUGGAUAUCAUCGUCUCAUGCUCAACACUUCGUGUUCGAGCAAAGAACCUUAUCUACUACUCGGAUACAGAUACUAUUGAUCUCCCAAAACAUCUCGACGACGCUUUUGAUGUUGCUCAAGAAGGCUUCCAUCUGAGACAAGCUCUCAUCGACUGGGAAGCCAAAGACCAGCCUCUAAAACAACAGACUGCUGAGAAUGCGACUGGGAAUUUCUCAUCUUUGACAAAAGCGUUCUCCGCAGCAACAAGUAUCUACCUCUCCGGAGUUUUCGACUACGAGAUACCAUAUUGGCAGGACAUGGGGAUCGUGGCACCCAACUUGAGCGAAGAGGAGAUACAAAUGCAUGUCAUCAACAUUCUGACUCAUAGCAAUACUGUUUUGUAUAAUUCUUCUAUUUCACCGUUGCUGGUACUUUUUCCGCUCAGAGUUGCUGGUGCACGGUCUUGGCAGAGUUGGCAGCAGGAUUGUAUCAUGCAGAAUCUGUUGGUGGUUGAGAGGACGUUUCCUGUGGCUUCUGCUUUUAGGGCUGACUUGAUGGGGGUAUGGGCUCGGAUGAGCCCCCCGGUAUAGAGCAAAGGACUUUAAUCGCCUUAAUAUAAUCUUCGAUAAUAAACCGCAAUCUAUAAAAAGGUCUCUCCACCAUUAUUACACUUUUGCGAAA